CCCCGGUUGCUGGCCUGGCACAGUCGGACGGAGGUGAUACCGUGAGCCCCGUGAUGUGGUCCGCUGUGGGGGAGGAUAGCAGCUACCACCAGAUGAACACUCAGCAUUGGUCUGCAGAGCAGGAGUAACAUGGCGGCACAGUUAGCCAGCAGAAAUGUUGUUUCACUACCGCGAAGGUCAGAUCACUUUCUUUUAAACGGGAUUUAACCGCGGAGACAGACGCCAAAGUAUUAAAAUCAGGGAGAAGUGGACAAUGCUUAAAGCUUUCCUAGCGUUAUCGUCCUGCUGCAAUGGCCUGAGGGACUCUUUGGACUAAACCAAGACGCUGAUAUGCAUUGAGGAUGAGUGGAGUCAGUGAAAACCCAUCUGACCCUGCUAGGGCAGAGUCACGGAAACGGAAAGAAUGUUCAACUGAACUUUUAGGACCCAGUCCCAAGAGGAGCAACGAGAAGCGCAACCGCGAGCACGAGAACAAGUACAUCGAGGAGCUCGCCGAGCUGAUCUUUGCCAAUUUCAACGACAUCGACAACUUCAACGUCAAACCCGACAAAUGUGCAAUCCUGAAGGAAACUGUGAAGCAGAUCCGACAAAUAAAGGAGCAAGAGAAAGCUGCAGCAGCAAAUGAGGAGGAGGUGCAGAAAGCUGACGUGUCUUCGACAGGCCAAAGUGUGAUCGACAAAGAUGCCUUGGGACCAAUGAUGCUGGAGGCCCUGGAUGGCUUCUUCUUUGUGGUGAACAUGGAGGGGAACAUUGUGUUUGUAUCAGAGAAUGUGACCCAGUACCUGCGCUACAACCAGGAGGAGCUGAUGAACACCAGCGUCUACAGCGUGCUGCACGUAGGGGACCACGCUGAGUUCAUCAAGAACCUGCUGCCCAAAUCUCUCGUGAAUGGUGUCCCGUGGUCCAGCGAUGGUCCAAGAAGAAACAGUCAUACAUUCAACUGUCGAAUGCUGGUGAACCCGCACAGCGAGAGCCAGGAUGAGGCGCACGAGCAUGAGCCACAGCAGCAGAAAUAUGAGACCAUGCAGUGCUUUGCCGUGUCUGAGCCCAAAUCCAUCAAAGAGGAAGGAGAUGACUUCCAGUCGUGCCUGAUCUGUGUGGCUCGCAGGGUGCCAAUGAAGGAGAGGCCCAUGCCCACACAUGAGAGCUUUACCACUCGCCAGGACCUGCAAGGAAAGAUAACCUCCUUGGAUACCAGUCUGUUGCGAGCUUCCAUGAAGCCUGGAUGGGAGGAUCUUGUUAGGCGUUGCAUUCAGAGGUUCCAUCUGCAAAAUGAUGGAGAGAUGUCCUUUGCUAAGAGACACCAGCAAGAAGUGCUUCGUCAUGGCCAAGCUUUUAGUCCAAUUUAUCGGUUCUCCCUGUCUGAUGGUACCAUUGUGUCAGCUCACACCAAGAGCAAGCUGGUGCGCUCACCUGCCACUAAUGAACCUCAGCUCUACAUGUCUCUGCACAUUCUCCAGAGGGAACAAGCGGUAUGUGGAAUGGGGCAGGACAUGGGUCCUGGUAAUCAGGCCACUGGCAUGGCUCCUAAACCAAUGAACUCAUCUACUCCCUCCAUGACUCCUCCAACCCCGGGCAGUCUGCCUGGCUCGGGGCCUCAGGGCCAAGACACUACCAUCAGCAGUAAUAGCACGCCUUUCUCCCCCCCUGGCCCAGCUGGACCAAGAGAACCAGCUGCCAUGGGGGGGCACAUGCAGGGUUACCGCUUUGGUUGCCCCCCUCCACACAACCACACAGGGGGCAUGCAACCACCUCAGCAGGGCACUAACUGGAGGAUGAACAGCCCAUCACGGGCUAGUCCCAGCCCAGCAGGAGGGCCUCACCCCCCACAACAGAACUCCAUGCUGUCGCCCAGGCAACGGGGCAGUCCUGGGGGUGCUGGCAGCCCUCGUGUCGCUGGGGGCUUGCACUCGCCUUCACCUGUAAGCAUAUGUGGUGGAGGGCCUUGCAGUGCAGGUAGCAGUAGCACUACUAGCAGCCAUGCUAACACCUAUACAAGCAGCUCACUGUCAGCCCUGCAGGCCCUCAGCGAGUGCCACGGAGUGGGCCAUGGGACUCAUACACUGGGGUCUCCAGACCGAAAGAUAAGCUCACCAGCUGGGGUCAUGGCGGGAUCAGGGGCAAACACUCAUCAGAUGCCUAAACUGGGAGGAGGAGGUACGCCCACAGGCGCAGGAGACUCUUUUGGGCUUCACAGCGAGGUUGGUGCAGGGCACUCGGAUGGUGGCUUAACGGACCCUAAAGAGGAGAGAGACCUCUCCUCUGACAGCAAUGAUGCCCACAGCCGUCUCCAUGACAACAAGGGCCACACCAAGCUUCUACAACUCUUGACCACAAAACCCGAACCUCUGGAGACGCCCCUGUCUCCGGGCGAGGGCAAGGACCUGUCAGGGGUCAGGGGGGCACACACAGGGGGAAAUACUCAUGCCACAUCCCUCAAGGAAAAGCAUAAGAUCCUGCACCAGCUCCUGCAGAACACCACCUCUCCUGUAGACCUGGCCAAACUCACUGCAGAGGCCACAGGGAAAGAGCUGGGUCCAGACCAGCCACAGGGCAGCGCUGCAGCUGCUGGGGAACUCACGCCCAAACCAGAGCCUCUGAGCCCAAAGAAGAAGGACAAUGCCCUAUUGCGCUACCUGCUGGACAAAGAAGACCCUGUACUGAAGGAUAAGGUCCCUAAGCUGGAGCCUGGGGAGGUGAAGGUGGAAGGGGGCAAACACCCUCUGGUCAAAGCAGAGAAACAAGAUGCGGGAUACGACAGAGCUGAACAGCCAUCAGAACUAGACGACAUUCUGAAUGAACUGCAGAAUGCCCCGCCUCUCUUUGAACAGCGGCCCGUGUCACUGCCCAGUCCAAUGGACAAACAGAACAUCAUCAAUGACAUCCUGCAGAUGUCUGAGGCCAACCCUGCUCUGGUGGGACAGCAACAGCAGCAGCACAGAGCCAUGGGGCCAGGCAUGGGCCCAGCUAACUUUGGAGCUAUGAGACCAAACCAGCCGGGCAGAGGCCUCCCCGUCAGAAGUCUGUCUUUGGACCUGAAUGCCUCACCACAGCAGUCCUCAUUACAGUAUCCUAUGAGAGCCACAAGCCCAUACACCUUGAUGCAACAGCAGCAAGGCAUGAUGGGAGCUCACAACAUGAUGCCUAACCAACCCGGUAUGGUUGGAGCAGGACACCCAGGUGGUCCACGAGCAGGCAUGCAGCACCAGGAGGCUUGGGGACAGCAGCAGGGGCCCAUGCAGGGCAGGAUUGGACCUAAUACUGCCCCUAUGAGACCCAACAGCCAACCAGGGCCUAGGCAAAUGUUACAAUCCUCUAUGAUGACAAAUGCCCAACCAGACAUGGACAUGGCUAUGGUUGGCCACCAUUUCUCACAGCAGCAGGCUCCUCCCAAUCAAACUGCUCCAUGGCCUGACAGCAUGAUGCCCAUCGACCAAACAUCCUUUGUUAACCAAAACCGGUCCGUGCAUCCUGCUGCCCAGGAUGAGCUGCUGUGUGGGGCGGGUGAUGGUGGGCCGGUGGAUGAGGGGGCGCUCAUGUCACAGUUGUACACGGCACUUAAAGACUUUGACGGUUUGGAAGAGAUUGAUCGCGCCCUCGGCAUCCCUGCGCUGGUAGAGCAGAGCCAGUCUAUAGAGCCGGAUCAAUUCACACAGGACGCCUCCAUGAUGCUCGAGCAGAAGCCGCCAAUGUACUCACAACAAUUUGGGUCACCACAGUCCCACAUGUCCCAGAGGGGCUAUCCCAAUAACCCCAUGCAGGAGCCAGGCUUCCACCCCAUGCAAGGCCAGAUGGGUCCACGGCCAGGAUAUCCCAUGAUGAGAAUGCAGCCCCGGCCUGGUCUGCGGCCAGCGGGAGUCCCCAACCAGCCCAAUGCACUACGACUGCAGCUGCAGCACCGACUGCAGGCCCAGCAGAACCGUCAGCCUAUGAUGUCACAGAUGAGCGGUGUGUCCAAUGUGAACCUACCUCUUCGAGCCAGUGCUCCAAACCAGGGGACCAUCAAUGCUCAGAUGUUAGCUCAGCGCCAACGUGAGAUGCUCAGUAAUCACCUGCGGCAGAGGCAGCAGCAGCAGGUGCAGCAGGCCCAGCAGGUGCAGCAGGUCCAACAGCAGAGGAGCAUGGCCAUGAGGGCUCAGGGUCUCAACCUGCCCCCCAAUAUGGCCGCCGGGGGCAUGAGCAAUGCCCGGAUGCCCCAGGCCAACCCCCAGCAGUUCCCCUACCCACCCAGCUACGGUACCAGUACAGGCCUGGCCUCGCCACCUCCUCCCACCAGUCCCUUCUCCUCCCCUCUGUCCCCCAGCCUGCCUUCUCUGCCCCCCAACCCUCAGCUCCACAUGCAUGGCACCUCCUCUUCCUCCACCACCUCCUCCUCUCAGAUGUUGAUGGGAAACACAAACAUGAUGGGCGGACAGUACGGGGCCGUACUCAGCCCCCAAAUGCAGCACAGUGCCUUUCAGUUUCCCAACUCAGGUAUGAGCCAGCAGACAGAUGCAGGAUUUGGGGGUCCGGGCACACCUCAGAGCCCACUACUCUCUCCUCGUAUGACACACACUCAGUCCCCCAUGAUGCAACAGGGCCAAGGAAACACUGCCUUCCAGGGUUCUCCUGACAUGAAUAGUUGGCCACAGGGAAAUAUGGCAGGAAACGGCAUGUUCUCACAGCAGCAGCCUUCACCACAGUUUCCCCAACAAAACAACAGCAACAUGUUUAACGGCAACGGCAUGAACCCCAUGGCCAACAACAUGGCAGCCGGGGGCAUGAGUGGUAUGGGCCAGAUGGGGGCGCAGCUGAGUGGCACCUCUAUGGGCUCUGGUCCCUCCCCUGGGCUACCCUCUAUGGGCCAGGAGCAGAAGUACUGUUGACCCUCAUGGAGUAAUGGACAUGAACCUCAGUGAUCAGCUGGUGCAAGGAGCCCUUUAAAGACUAUACAAUUAUGUAAACAACUGGCCCCUUGGAUCAGCCUGGCCGUGCUCUGAGUGCCCCCGUCCCAAGAUCAAAUGGACCCAGUCCAAAAAAGGGUCGGGGGGCUCAUCUCGCGCCUGGUCCCCCCAGAGGAGAGCCCCAUAUUGAGCCAGUCUGUCCAGUCGCAUUCACCGUAGAGUGACUUACCGAAGGCCUCCCUCCUGGUGUGGGACAUGACUGUAGGGCAGCAGUGGCUGGGGUCCCUCCUGCUGAUGAAUGUAUUCCUCUCUGUGGACUAUGGCCAUUCACAAUCUCAUCUCAAAAUGAUUUUCCACAGAGAUCCAAAACAGCAGCAAAGACUCGCGUAACGCUGAAUUAUGAACGGAGCUCAUGUAGUUAGCUGUUUUGCCUUUUUGCUGUUCAUGAUUUUAACCUGAUUUUAUUCAGAUGUUUUUGUUUAUUUUUUCCCUGUGAGAAUCAAAUGAUGAAUGAAGAUAUGGUUGAAAAAACUGAUCUUGAAAAACACUGCAGAAUGGUUUGAGUGGAAUGGUGAUUUGUAAGAUUAGAUUAAUUUAGUGAAGAGGUUUAUAUAGUGUAUUAAAUUAAGUUUUAUUUUUCUGUAUAGACUCAUUUUAAUUAUUUUAGAUGAUUCUUUAUCCUUGUAGCAAUGAGAGAACUAUUUCUAAAAGUGUGAACGAGGCACUUUUUAAAAAUAAGUUUAACAGUUACAGUGGUUGUAUUCUUUCUGAGAAGUCUAUUAACCUGAUCAAUGGAGUAUACUUUGGUCCUGUAGUUUCAGAAGAUGUCAAAAUCAAAUACAAUUACAGAGAUUGUACAUAUGAUGAGUAAAGCUUUUUCUAUUUAUUUUAUUCCUUAAGGCUCCCCUGUCUGGUCAGAUCUGCUCUUGGUGUGGAGCGGGUUGUGGUUUUUUGGGGUUGUGGUUAGGGCCUACGUGCUCUGCCGCCCUGGUACGGUAAAGACGGGGGCGGAGGGGGUAGCAGAUUGGGAUAUCGGGGUGUGUGGUGUAUACAGUGUACAGAUUAUCGCUUUGCUUCUCUGCCUUUAGCAUAGAACACCACAAAAGCUUAAAAAAAUGACAGGACAAAUUCAACACAGCCAUACAAAAAUCAAAAGUGUGCUUUCUAUGUUGUCUGGAGCUGCUAGUUGCAAACUGUUUUUGGUGUGAUGUAAAAUGAGCAAUAACGAUUACUUGAGAAUCUUGUGAGGUUUUUGUCUUUUUUUUUUCAUUUUUUGUAUUUUUGUACAGGUUCCUGAAUAAAAAGGACACAUUUUUUGCUCCACGUUGGGAUGCAGUAUUAAAACUAAACUUUUUUUUUUUUUAAUUGCAGUUUGUACCAAGAAAGACUACACAUCCACGCAUACGUUCCUACAUUCUCUUAUGCAGCGCUGGAUGGAGGGGGGAGUAGUUUGAUGUUGCGCUCUCCUUGCCUCCAGCGGUUCAUUUAUCGCAGAGGUCACUUAGCCAUAUUUUAUGAGCUCAGGCAGUAAGUUCUACUACUAUAAAGUGUUGCUCUCAGUUUGCUCUUCACAAAAUAUCAAAUCACUUUCUCUAACCUCAAAUUUUCUGCAAAACUUUUUAUAUGAGCUAUUUUAACCCAGGACAGACGUGGAGCAAGCCAAAUAUUCAAUCUUUUCAAUUGGAUUUCAUAUCUUUGUUUUUGGCCCAUGACAACAAUGUAUGAUGUCAUUUGACAGGUGAGAUGCAUUGGUUAGAACCAUUCUGAAUGUAUUGUCAUUAAAAUCUAUGGUGGGAGAGUAACAUGCGAAGAUGGCCAUUUUUGUUGUUGUGAAGUUAAACAAAUUAGUUGUAGCAGAAAUUGCAUACAUUUUGCUUAUCACUUUUUGAUAAAUCUGAUUGUAAAAUACUGACAAGCUUAGCCUUUUUGAGCCAUUUGAAAGAGUGAUUCACAAGCCCUUUGCAAAAUUUCCAAAGAUUGUCACCAUUUUGAAAAGCCAUGUGGUAGCAGUGCAUUUUUUUAGCAUUUAUAAUGAGGACAGGAGCAAAUGCUUAAAUUUUGCCCCUAUAUACUACAACUGUUCAGGCCACUAAAACAGAACUAUUUUUCCGCUUAUGUGUUUUGGAAAUGCCCUUUUGUAUUGUCUGCCAAUUUUAGAGCUAAGACGCAACGUUAAAAUGCUAACAAACCCUAGCAUAUUGCCUUAGAUUAUUCGUCUUUGUUCUUGUACAUUGCACUCGUGUCUGUAUAAAUUUGUAUAUUGACUUGUGUACAAUAUUGAAUGGUUGCUGAAGAUGGUCACACACUAUUUGUCUAUGUCAUUGCUCUUGUGUACCGGGCUUGGGGACUUGUUUUUUUUCCAUUUUCUUGUCACUGUUGGGUAGAGCAUCUAUUAACUGAAGGGAUACUGAAGCAAUAUGUAAAAUAUUAUGGACUUUCUCAUUGGAAAGCUUAACUGUUGUGUUUUCCUCACGGUUUGGUUUUUCGGCAUUGUUCACAGGAGUCACACUGUAUGUACAUCCACCUUUGUACCUUUAGUGUGUGUGUGGGCGUUUUAUGCAAAGUUAAGACAUAUAAGAGAAGUUCGAACCACAGUUAUGCAAGUUGUGAACUAAUAUGGCUUCGCUGAUGCUAUUUGCCUUGUAAAUAAAGAAUUCUGUUAUUGCAAUAA
Molecule: messenger RNA, 7554 nt
Organism: Periophthalmus magnuspinnatus
Lineage: Eukaryota; Metazoa; Chordata; Actinopteri; Gobiiformes; Gobiidae
Gene: ncoa2
Product: nuclear receptor coactivator 2
Exons: 22
Coding region: 342-4865 (1507 amino acids)
Biological process (GO): positive regulation of transcription by RNA polymerase II; cellular response to hormone stimulus
Cellular component (GO): nucleus
Molecular function (GO): protein dimerization activity; nuclear receptor binding
Source: RefSeq, a predicted model, not a curated record